AUGGGAAUAUAUCUUAGUACCCCUAAAACCGAGAAAUUUUCUGAAGAUGGUGGAAACGAAAGACUUAGAUUCGGAUUGUCAUCUAUGCAAGGAUGGCGCGCCUCCAUGGAAGAUGCUGUGAGUUGUAAUUUGAGCUUCUCAUUCAUUUCAUGUCUUUUCUUCUAAGAUAUAGGAGGACCAUAUCGACCUGUUGGUGUCGUGUUCUGUUUCGGAAACAGAAGGCACGGGCACAUCUGUUCGAAUCAAAAGAACAAAGUCUAAGAUCACCAAGAAGGAAAGCUAAGAGAGUUUUCCGGGAAUAUACCAGACGAUUAAGAUAAUAGAGCUUAAAAUGAGACUAUGAACAUCAAUGCUUCAUGAAAUCUUCACUUCCACAAUAUUUUUCCCAAAUCUAUCUUUUUAUCAUCCUUCACCUCAACAUAUGACCCCAUCUGAAACCAGAUAAUAGAGAGCAUCAUAGGAUAGUAAUUAAACAGUUGAAACCAUCACAAUGACAUCCUUAAACUCUUGUUCGUCAAGGCUCGGAUGACCACCACAUGGAAACUUUAUGGUAUUUGUCUGCUUAAGAUAUCACUUGAAUCUUCUGGGAACCUGAAUCUCAUCCUUUCAAGGUUUUCAACACUGAAUAUGUGCCCAGCAACCUCUGAAUACUUGGAUUAUAGUCAUGUUAUUCUAUAAGUGAAAUAGGAGCAAUCUGAAAUUUUAUUUAAAUACAGAGAAGAGAAUACCAGAACUUGGACCAUGCUUUGUUACUUUUUUAAAAACUGUAGAUGCAUUUCCAUAGGCUCUGAGAUAAACGCUUCUUGGUUUGAAGAAUUGGUCUCUAGGGAUACUCAUUCUAUAAACCCAUUCGCUGUUAUGGACAACAUUGACACUGUUUCUUAUUGUAUGGGCUCAUGUAUCCACUUACAGGUGGGUAAGGCAUGCUUGCAAGUAAUCUAUGUAUUAAUGCUGCCUAUUCCUGACAUUUAGACAAUACCAGGGUGGGAACAAAUAACUAUUCAGUGAGCAAUGAAAUCCUACCCUUGAGACCUGGUAUUUGGGUUUUGCUGAAAUUGGACAACGCGGAUAUAAUUUCUUCCUUUCUUAAUGAAUUUCCUUCCUUUUCUUGACCCUGAGGUACAACAGAAAAGGGAUAAAAGGUGCUUUCGAACCUCCUUUAUGUUUUGGCUAGUGUUGUCUCCAGGUGGUGUUGACAAUCGAAUUGAUCACCCCUGAUGUGCACAUGAGAAUAUUUUUUUAAUAAAGAAUCAACGAACUUCUGUCAUUUUUUUCUUCUCAUUUAUCCCUUGUGUUGCCUGUUUGAAGUUAUGCAUUUUUUAUGAUAGUAAAAAGCAUAAUGACUGGGGUAGAUGUAAAAAGCUCCUGAUGUAUAUUUAUGCUACAAAUGUAAAUGGUUGUGUGUGCAUUUCUGUUACGUAGGUCAUGUAGCUGUUUGUGAGUGUUGUAUGAGGCCAUCCUGCAGGUUAUAGUGUCAUGUGGCAUAAUAUUUUGAUAAUUUUUUGUCUAUUUGUGCACCGAAGCGCUCAAAAGAUGGUUACUAAUUUGAUGAUAGUAUCCGUGUAUUCCAUAUUUGCAAGUUUCCUGGGUCAUUUCUAUAACUUCUUGCAUCUGAUUCUCAUUUGUUUUUAUUUUUCUUCUUUUUCUCAGCAUGCUGCCUUGCCUGAUUUAGACAAUUGCACUUCAUUUUUUGGUGUUUAUGACGGACACGGAGGUACCAGCCAUUGCCAUUAUCCUGUUGAAUUUUGUAUUCUUUCGUUUUGAUUGGAAUUAAUUAAAUCUCUUUCCCAAACCACAAACUUAUUUUUCUUACUGGCUGCUAUAUUUAGUUAUGUCCUUUAUGACUUUCUGGUAUCUUCAUGGUUCUUUAAAAAAUUGCAAAUGCUCGGAUAAAAUUGUAUUUUUUCUCUUCAGAAAACAGCAAUUUACGAAUGUACUAUUUGUCUUUUAAUGUAUUUCAGUUCAAUGUGAAAAUUAUCUCUUCAGGGUUGUAAUCACUAUCUACAUUUGUUUUCUGAUAAUUUAGUUUACGGUCACAGUAGGAACAUAAUGAAAUAUCUGAACACUCAAGUAUGCCAUAGCGAAAAGGAGACGUCAAGAAAUCAAUGCGAAUAUGUUAAAAUGUUCAAUCUGCUAUUAUGGAGAUUACACUUUGGGGAGCUAAUGGAUCGUUUCAUGUGUUUGACAAAUCAAUAUUUAGUCAGUUUUAAUCCAAAUCCUCAUCUAACUACAAGAAAACCUAAGUGAUCUGACCAGCAUGCGAAUUUCGUUGAUAAAAGUUCAUGCAUAUUUUGUAUGGAAAGAUUAAUUAUACAUUAUAUCCAUCUGUCUCUGUCUCUCUCUCCACUCCCUCCCCAUUUUAAUAUAUGCUGGCGCGAUUUUAUUCCAGCCGGAUACAAGAAAGAGAGGAAAAGAGAAGAAGUGGGAGAAUAGGGAAUAGAGGAGAAUAAGGAAGGAAGGAAAUAGGAUAAAUGAGAAAAUGUGUUAUUAAGCACUUUUCUUAGAAAGGGACUAGAUCUCAUUCGAACAGGUGACAGUGCCAGAAGGCUAGAUGACAACAGUGAUUUGUGUCCAAAGGGACUUAGAUCACAUUCGACUAAAAUCAAGGAAGAAGAGAGGAAAAGUGGGGAGAAGUUGUAUUUCUUGAGAAAAAGUCAAACAAGGAUAUGCUUAUCUGGACCAGAGAAUAAUAUGUAAUGGAUCCUGUCAAGAAACAGGCAUGUUUAGAAGAAAGACAAUUUACGUCCAAUUCCUUCAGACCAACACAAAGUGUUGAAGAGCCAUUAUUGUAAUUAAUAAAGAUAUUGGAUAGAUGGCUCAAUGCCUGUGGUCUCAUUCAGGUCAGAAACAGUUGUUCUUUAUCGCUACAUCGAGGUUUGAUGCUAUUAGAUCGUCAUAACUUUACUUGCUGCUGUAUAAAUUUUCACUGAAAAAAAUCCAAAACAUAUCAUUUCAAUGAUGAGUCUAGUUGUCAUUAAUAAUCAUGUUACGUUUGCAGAGAAAACUGUUAGAAAGUUCUAUGCAUUAUGUACGUUCUUCUUUGAGAAGUCUUAUUAUUGGUAUUGACUAAUUAUGUUGCUUUUGCAGGUAAAGUUGUUGCAAAGUUCUGUGCAAAAUUCCUGCACGUUCAAGUUCUCAAGAAUGAGGCCAACUCGGCUGGUGAUUUGGGUACCUCUGUUCAGAAGGCUUUCUUCAGGUUUAUUUUUGCUUUGCUCAUUGUUGUUGUGGUUUUUAUCGAUUUUAGAACAACGUGCCACAACUACGCUUAUUUGCAUGAUGAUAGUUGACUGGAAGACUUAUCAAUCAAAGAUCAAUAGUUAACUGAGCCCCCUACAUUCUUCCAUUAUUUUUGUGUUCUUUUUUUGUGAAUUGAACAAGAGAGCAUAUAGUUAUUUCACAAAAUUUUUGUAAAUUUUACAGUCUCGCAAAACUUUUACAAAUUUUGGAAUUGCCUAUUUAAACUUCCUUCUUCCGUAAAAAAUCUGACUGGGGUAAAAAAAGAAAAGAAAAAGAAAGGCGAAUUGGUGAAUUAUAUCCUCCCUGAAGCAAACCCCUUCAAAACAUGAAAACAUUCAGUCAAUGUUAUUUCUUUUGUCACAGAAUGGAUGAAAUGAUGCGGGGACAGAGAGGCUGGAGAGAAUUAGCUGUCUUGGGAGAUAAAAUAAACAAGUGGACUGGCAUGAUAGAAGGCUUAAUAUGGUCCCCAAGGGGUGGAGAGUCUCGUGAGCAAGUUGAAGACUGGGCUUUCGAGGAGGUAUUUUUUAUUGUGUGUAUUUAUGCUAUGUAUGCCUUAUUUUUCUUUCUGUUUCUUUACCUUAGUUGUCAACGAGCUUAAAUCUUUCUGAUUGAUCCUCUCAGUGUAUGACUAUGUGAUUCAUAAGCCGUUUAGGAAAAAAACCUGCCUUUUCAGUGCUACAUUUCUGAAAAUCUUGAAUAGCGAACUUCGUUUGGAUGGGCUGUAUCAUUAAAUUUUCGCUUCUCGUGGUAGGGUCUAACUUAUACUCAAUCAGAAACUGGCUAAAAGGGAUUGAUUUAAAUAUGAAUAAUUAAACUUUACUAGUUUGUGACUGAUGCCAUAUCAAACUGAUUAUUAUGAUGUUCAACGAUUUCAAUGUAAAAGACAGUAGAAGAGACAACUUGAACAGUAAAACAUAAGGACUUCCUUUUGGAGACGAAAUCUGCUUCUAACACUGGCACUGCUAACACAGCCUAUGCAUGUGGGGUGAUCUUGCACCCCGUACCGGAGGCCAAAUCCUACAUAUGGUUCUAAGAAAACAGUGAGAAAGCUUUAGUCAAUGUUGGCAGAAAGUUGGCGCAACAAAGCUGCUCUCAUUUGCUUCUCAAAUUUUAAUUUCUCCCUCUUCUCUCUUUCUUUUCCUUUUCCUUCUAUGUUUCUUCCAUGGAGGAACUUCCACCUAAAAGCUCCACCUUCAGUGAACUGUAUCACCUCCACUUCAUGGAACGUGCUUGAGUUUGUCCAAACUACCAUGGUUUUCGGGGAUCCAGCUUGGAUCUCGAUUCUGAGUUGGCUAAAACUUUUGGAUACAGGAGAUUAAUUCAUCAAAUAUUGGAUUACUACAUUUUAUUUUUAUCAUUUUUGGACCUAAAACGGUUAAAAUUUUGUAAAUAGGGUAUUUCCACCCGAAUUUGUUUUUCGGUCUCUUGAUCUUUUGGGGUUAACUGUAAGGCAGUGUCACCACGAAGUAAUAGUAUCUUAAAAAAUACAGAAUUUAUUAUCAAAUCAAUUGUUGUUUGUUGUGAAGCUUUGGUCAGUGAUGCUUGGUUACCUAAAAAACCUCAAAUCUUCUUUGAUGAGGGAAAAAAUUCUCAUCCAUUGAGUAAGUUUCCACUCAAGAGUAGCUUUCAAUGGUAACAGUUUAUAUAUUAUUUAUCUUUAUAGUAAUAAUGUUAACUUUCUACAGUUGUUAUCUUUGAAAAAAAGCUUUUGGCACGUGAUUAAACCACUUUUGAGAUUUUUAAAAAUUUGAUGACAAAAAUUCCCAUCUGUUACUGCUAUUUUCUUAUCUUUGUAGUUUGUGAUCAGGGACCCCACUCUGAUUUUGCUGGACCCACAUCCGGUUGUACAGCAUGUGUAGCUCUCAUUAGGAACAAUCAAUUGAUUGUUGCAAAUGCUGGUGACUCUCGCUGUGUGAUCUCAAGGAAGGGUCAGGUAAAUCUUGACUGUAAACUAUCAUAGUGAGUUCUGGUGAACAUUCAUCAGGUACUCCAAUGUUUUUCGGUUUUUUUUUCUCAGGCAUACAACCUGUCAAGAGAUCACAAGCCAGAUCUUGAGGCUGAAAGAGAGAGAAUUCUUAAGGCCGGUGGUUUCAUCCAUGCAGGACGAGUCAAUGGAAGUUUAAACUUAGCAAGAGCUAUCGGUAAUUUGAUCAUGCCACUCGUCAACUUGGAGUUUGUUUUCAUAACGGAAAAUAAUGAAUUGAAUUUUUCUGGGUUUCAGGUGACAUGGAAUUUAAGCAGAACAAGUUUUUGCCUGCUGACAAGCAAAUUGUGACUGCUAAUCCUGACAUAAAUAUUGUGAGUACUGAAGGACUGUUUCAGUUACUAUUUUGACGUUUUCCACCUUUGGGCUUCUUACUAUUUUAUGCUUGUGGCCAUUACAGGUUGAACUCUGUGAUGAUGAUGAGUUCAUUGUUCUAGCAUGUGAUGGAAUUUGGUAAGUUUAAUUCAGGGUGUUUCAAGUUUUAUUGCUUGUGUGCUAAAAAGAUGAGUUGAUUAAAUGUGUCAUCCUCUUGAAAUUAUCACCUAUACUAUCCGAAUGUAUCAUCCGCACAUAAUUAUCUCCUAUUAUGUCCAAAGGAGUUAUUAGAUUUUUGGUAUUUUAUUUACUCAAAAGAGUAUUAUUUAGAGUUACGUUAAUCUAACUGGUGUGAUCACCUAUACUAGUUUGGAAUCUACAAGGUUAUUGAUCAGUUCGUUCUGAUGAGCAUAACAUACAGCAACUGGUAUUGCUAAUUACUGAUACAUUAAUGGUUAAAUUUAAUUUCUUCUGACUGAACUCAAAAUAUCUAGUAACCUGAAACUAUUCGAAAAAUAAUUCCGUUUGAAAUUCAGUUUCUUGAAAUGGAUAAGGUGGUUGGCAUAUGAAAUUCCGUCUUGGCAGCUUUUCAUCGUUGAACUUAUGGCCAUUUAGAGAUCUCACCGGAGUGCUGCAAAUUCUGAUACCGUGUUAAACAUCCAACCUCUAUUUAAAAAUUGGCCGGCCGGAUAAUGCUUAGCUUUAAUUUAAGGAAACAUUUGUGACAAGAUCUAGUGGUGUAGUUGAUAAAAUAACUGUAAUUUCUUUUAGAUUUUAUUUUUUAAAGUUAAAAAUGUAAACAAAUCUUUAAAGGGAAGACUUAAAGGGUAUGUUAAUAUGGAAAAAUGGUUGUCAUGAAUCUUGGGCACAACUUAGUCCCGCAUCUACUGGAAAUGCCCAAAUUUAAGACCUUGCUUGCUCAGAGGUUACAAUUCUUGGGAACCAGCCAUAAGAUACUGGCUUAAUAUACUUUUCUUGUGUGAUAUUUGAUAACCUUCGCCUUAUGUCCUACUCUUGUGGUGGGUGGCGGAGAGUGGUUGACAUCCCUGAUCUUUCAAAUUUCAUGUCCUCUUCCUUAUUUUCAGCCGAUUCCCUCAUGUCCUUCAUGCCAUCCUCUGCAUCAUCUCUCACCGCAGAACCUGGCCUAAGUGCUUUAAAUGAUACUAUUUUAUUGGUUUUUUUUAAUGUUUAUAUAAAAUAAUUAUAUGUUGAUAUUUACGUAGGGUGUUCAUAAACUGAUAAAGCAACAUUCGGAGAAUAUAAUUCGAUAAAAUAAUAGCAUAGUAAUUUAUAUUGCAUAGUUCAGUGAUUAUUGCUAAAUUUCUGUUGUAAACGUUUAUAAAAGAAAACCGGUCAUGGGCUCAAACUAGAAGCCCAUGCCCGUUGGGUCCUCCAGGACUCUUGAAGAAUGAUUUUGAUUAUUUUGAUUUCAUUGUCAAAAAGCAUUGAUAGCGUUCUGAUUAACUUUUCAACAUAGAUGGCAUCAUUUGUUUCUCUCAUGCAGUAAUGUUUUCUCGACCGCAGUCCACUUUGGCUCAGUGAAUAAACUCUGUCGAUAUCUUUUCUGUUCUUCAGGGACUGUAUGACAAGCCAGCAACUCGUCGACUUCAUACACGAGCACAUAAACGUGGUAUGCAACGCAUCCCAUCCAUUCAAUUGCCAUUUUUGUCCAUUCAACCGAUUCUUUUUACUGGUCCAUCCGGGUAGGCCAAUCCGGCGAUGCUGUCCCUUGAUUCUGUCUGGAUCAUGAUGGUCACUGCUGAUCUUGUUCUAUUCUGGCCACUGUGCUUGCCGACAGGCCCCAAUGUAGUCUUCAAGGCUCUCUGAUGGGAUGAUUACCAUUGGAUAUAUAUUUAUGGAAAUGGUUCCGAGUCUCCUAGUUUUGGAAAUAGCACCCCUCCUCCAAUGGCCCGACUGAUUCUUCCGGGUUCUCUCUGAAUGUUCCUCUCUCUUGGGGCUUUUUCUGUGGACGCAGGAGAGCAGUCUCUCUUCAGUGUGCGAGAGAGUGUUAGACAGGUGCCUGGCCCCUUCAACGGCCACUGGAGAGGGCUGCGACAACAUGACCAUGAUCCUGGUGCAGUUCAAGAAGCCUCAUCUCAACAGGAACUCCAGUGGAGUCGAGCCGCCACUGCCGCCACUGCUGCCAGCCCAACCUGAUCCAGCCGACGGUCCACAGUGA
Messenger RNA from Spirodela intermedia, 7715 nucleotides. The record is from the annotation of a GenBank genome assembly. Lineage: Eukaryota; Viridiplantae; Streptophyta; Magnoliopsida; Alismatales; Araceae.